GUUACUAGAUACUGUGGUCCGCACCGUUUAUUAUAGACAAAAAGUAAGAAGCCCACUCACGUUUCCGAUUCCCAAAAAGACCCAGUUCUCAGUCCUACCGGCAUCUGCCUGCGUCAUUUUCACUUUCCUGCUCCUCUUCUACCAUACUACAAGUAUCUCCAUUACCAAACUUUUCCGAAUUCAUGGAUGCCGUACUCCCUUCUCUCAUAUAAUAUCUGUUAAUUUUAAUUUUUUUUUGCCGAUAUUAUAUUUUAUGUCUUUAUAAGUAUCUGUAUUUUUUCCUUAAAGAAAAAAGAUAAGAUGGGAUUUGAUCUACAGUCUUUGUCAGAAGCAACGUCAGGCGCCAUUGGAGCUCUGGUUAGCACCACCAUUUUGUAUCCUCUAGACACAUGCAAGACCAAGUACCAAGCAGAAGUUAGAGCUCACCACCAAAAGAAGUACAGGAAUGUUUCUGAUGUUCUCUGGGAGGCAAUAUCUACAGGACAGGUUCUUUCACUGUACCAGGGUCUUGGAACUAAGAAUCUACAGUCCUUUAUUUCACAGUUCAUCUACUUCUAUGGAUACAGCCUCUUUAAGAGGCUGUACUUGGAGAAAAGUGGAAGCAAAACUAUUGGGACAAAAGCAAACUUGAUUGUUGCUGCUGCUGCUGGGGCUUGUACAGUCAUACUAACACAGCCUUUGGAUACCGCAUCCUCAAGGAUGCAAACAAGUGAAUUUGGGAAAUCUGAAGGACUUUGGAAAACCCUUUCAGAGGGCACUUGGAGCGAUGCAUUUGAUGGUCUUGGCAUAUCUCUACUCCUGACAUCGAAUCCAUCCAUACAGUACACUGCAUUUGAUCAGUUGAAACAAAGAUUACUGAAGGAACAGCUGAAGAAGAAAGCAGGUGUAGAUUCUUCUUCAGAAGUUCUUUCUGCCUUCUCGGCUUUUGUGCUGGGUGCAGUCUCAAAAUGUAUUGCCACCUUUGUGACUUAUCCAGCUAUCAGGUGUAAGGUCAUGAUUCAAGCUGCAGAAUCUGAUGAAGAUAAUGGCAAGGAAGGUCAACCAAAAUCCGAAAAAACAGUUACAGGUGCACUCUAUGCGAUUUGGAAAAGAGAAGGACUACUGGGAUUUUAUAAAGGAAUAGAGGCUCAGAUCCUGAAAACUGUGCUUAGCUCUGCCUUGCUUUUGAUGAUAAAGGAGAAGAUCUACAAGACAACGUGGGUCCUAAUGCUUGCACUUAGUAGGCUUCUUUCCAUUUCCCAUCACAGAUUAAAAACUAUUUGAUUAUGGUGAGAUGUGUAGUUAUGGAGUCCUUGUAAAUAAUGAGUCUUUCUUCGGAGUAGUCUGCCCAAAGGAAUAAAAUUUGUAGCUAAUGCAAGAUUUUGCUACAAUAACGGUCAGCAGGCACCGCGGCCAGGUUCCAAAAUGAAACACCCAAAUCUUACUGGGAAGACUUUUCUGAGUUCAAUAAGUAUUAUGUCUCCGCCUAUGCUAGCCUCCAAACAAAUAUUUCAAACACUUUUGUAGCAGUAACAUAUUUGGUUGGAUUCACAUCAGCCAAAUAUGAAUGAAAUUCUUGUAUGGGACAGCCUGGCCAGCCUUGGUUGAAGUCAUUGUUUGAUCUUAAUAUCAAAAUAGUUGUUUCUUUGGACAACUGAAAAAGAGCCUUGUAGUGGGGUAAAACUUGUAAUUCUUUUGUUUGAAAUGACAAAUAAAUACAGCCUAAAUAGCAAUUUCUGCA
This is a messenger RNA of Carica papaya (papaya), 1720 nucleotides long. Its product is annotated as peroxisomal adenine nucleotide carrier 1-like. The record is from RefSeq and is a predicted model, not a curated record. Gene Ontology annotation, cellular component: peroxisomal membrane. Lineage: Eukaryota; Viridiplantae; Streptophyta; Magnoliopsida; Brassicales; Caricaceae. Gene Ontology annotation, molecular function: ADP transmembrane transporter activity; ATP transmembrane transporter activity. Gene Ontology annotation, biological process: ATP transport; fatty acid beta-oxidation; ADP transport.